This is a messenger RNA of Bicyclus anynana (squinting bush brown), 5159 nucleotides long. It is a transcript of the gene gpp, whose product is annotated as histone-lysine N-methyltransferase, H3 lysine-79 specific. Gene Ontology annotation, biological process: DNA damage checkpoint signaling; DNA repair; regulation of transcription regulatory region DNA binding. Gene Ontology annotation, molecular function: histone H3K79 methyltransferase activity. Gene Ontology annotation, cellular component: nucleus. Bases 147 to 3827 code for a protein of 1226 amino acids. Lineage: Eukaryota; Metazoa; Arthropoda; Insecta; Lepidoptera; Nymphalidae. The transcript is spliced from 17 exons. The record is from RefSeq and is a predicted model, not a curated record.
GGUAUUAUUUUCAACAUGGCGCCCAGCCUAGUUCAGAGUGUGUGUGUGUGAAAGUGCAGUGAAAUUAUGUUAAUAUCAAUUGUUUAUAGUGAUAAAUUUAGUGUAUAAGUGAAGAGAGUGUGCAUUAAUGCAGCGGUUAUCUUAUCAUGGCUUUGGAUUUACGCUUGCACUCCCCUGCAGGCGCGGAACCUGUUGUUUAUACAUGGCCCCUCACAUCGGGUCAUGGCUCGGACAAACACGAUGGAGCUUUAGAAAUUGUAGAAACAAUAAGGUGGGUCUGCGACGACUUGCCGGAGAUGAAAGGUGCAUUGGAGAAGAACAUUCUAAGCGAUUACGACACCCACUCAUACGAAAGUAUGAGAGCGCUCUGCGAUCGCUUCAACCGCGCCAUCGACUCCGUUGUCGCUCUGGAAAAGGGUACUUCAUUACCAGCACAACGUUUGAACAAAUAUCCGUCGAAAGGUCUACUAAAACACAUACUGCAGCAAACAUACAAUCAAGCAGUGUCAGAUCCUGACAAAUUGAACCAGUAUGAACCUUUUUCGCCGGAGGUGUACGGUGAGACGUCGUAUGAGCUGGUGUGCCAGAUGAUCGAGCAGAUCGACAUCACGGCGGAGGAUGUGUUCGUGGACCUGGGCUCGGGCGUGGGGCAGGUGGUGUUACAAGUAGCCGCCGCCACACCCUGCAGGAUAUGCUUCGGAGUAGAGAAAGCUGAAGUGCCCAGCAGAUAUGCAUCGAGUAUGGAUAAUUAUUUUAGAACGUGGAUGAGGUGGUACGGCAAGAAGUUUGGGGAGUACAAGCUGAUAAAAGGCGAUUUUCUCAUGGACGAGCACAGAGAGAAAAUCAACUCCGCCACCAUUGUGUUCGUGAACAACUUCGCCUUCGGGCCGCACGUGGACCACCAGCUCAAGGAGCGGUUCGCCGACCUGAAGGACGGAGCCAAGAUCGUGUCGUCCAAGAGCUUCUGUCCUCUCAACUUUAGGAUAACCGACAGGAACCUGAGUGACAUUGGGACCAUCAUGCACGUGAGCGAGAUGUCGCCGCUCAAAGGCUCCGUCUCGUGGACGGGCAAACCAGUAUCUUACUACUUACACAUAAUAGAUAGGACCAAAUUGGAGAGAUACUUUCAAAGACUGAAAAACCCGAAACUCAAGGUCAGCAGAAGGGGCUGCCACAACGGCGACGAGGCGGAGGGCAAGCGCAACGUGAGCGCGCCGCCCACGCGCCAGCCCACGCCCGACCUGCUCAACGGGAACAGCAACCACAGCACCGGCAGCCUGCCCGAGCGCCGCAAGCUAUCUAGGGCCAGGCCCGUGAGGGGUGAAGGCGGCCGCACGCGGGCGCGCGCGGCGGCGGCGGCCAAGCGGCGCGCGGUGCAGCGCUCCAGCGACGAGAGCGAGGAGGAGUCCAGCGAGACAGACGAGCCGCCUGGCCCAGAGCCCGCGCCGCGCGAGUGGGGCGCGCCAUGGGCCUCCUCGCCGCACUCCAACCGCAGCCGGCGCGCGACCAACAAGCGCAGCGCGAGCGCGGGCGGCGUGCGGCGGCGCGCGGCGCGCACCAAGCGGCGCCGCAACGCGCCCGCCGCCAUCGCCGGCCUCGACCUGCUGCACUCCACCACGCUCGCCUCCACGCUGCACAACGGCGCCGUGACAGCGCCGCCGCCGGGUUGCGUGGAGCAGCGGCUGUCGGCGCUGGGCGUGGCGCUGCAACCGGCCGAGCGCCUGCACUCGGAGCUGGACAUCCCGCGCGCGCCGCACGCGCCCUACAGCCUGCAGCUGCUGCUAGACAUGUUCCGCGACCAGUACCUGGCGCUGCUGCGCCGCAUGGCCGCGCCCGACUACGCCGCCGACGUGCGCCACCAGAUCGACAAGGAGAAGGAAAGAAAUCAGAAAUUAAAAUCGCGAGCAUCACAACUGGACAAACAGAUCAACGUGCUGAUCAGCGACAGCGUGGCCCUGCUGAAGGCACGUAUGAGCGAGCUCGGCAUCCACGCCAACAACACUGUCGACCUGCUGGCCAAGGCCAAGGAGAUCGUGGGCCGCCACAAGGAGCUGCAGAGCAAGGCCAGCAAACUGCAGGCGCAGGUGAAUAGCAUAGAAGCCGAACAGGCGAUGUUGGUGAAGCAGCGGACUUUUGAAAUAACCGAAAAGUAUAGACAAAUGGGGCACAUACCGCCGGACGCGGAGAUCACGCAGAGUAUAGCUCACGAUUGUAUUUUAAGGGAGAUAUCGGCGACGUUGGCGCACCGGAAGCGGCUGCACGCGCAAGUGGGGCACCUGCAGAACGAGAUCAUACAGAUGGGGCGGGCGAGCGAGCAGAAGGCGGCCGCCCCGACGGUGCCGGUGGCGACGGUGAAGCCGCACACGGUCAACAACAAGCCGCGGAAGGCGCGGGAGCACCGCUCGCGCUCGCAGGAGUGGCCCGACGUGCCCGACGUGGGCAAGAUCGAGGAGCAGAACCCGGAACUGUUGGCGCAGAAGAUCUUGGAGACGGGCCGCCAGAUUGAGGCCGGCAAGAUCGCCAAGCCCAACGUGAUCGUCAAUGGCUACCCGCGCGAGCCGGACCGCCACUUGGACCACAGAUCAAAGACAAUGCAAGUACAUCGCGCGCAAGUGCAGGCGCAACGCUGCCAGCUGCCGCUGCAGCGCCUGUCGCCGGGCAUGGCGCAGAAGCCGCUGAACGUAGUCUCCAAGGUGCAGGAGUCGCCUAAAGUCAUCAACUUCGAGGACAGGCUCAAGAGCAUCAUCACGUCCGUGCUCAACGAGGAUCAGGAGCAGCGGAAAGCGUCGCGGCUAGAGCAGCCGCGACAACCCGUGACAAAUCACACAUACGCGAACGGCUACGUGCGGCCGGCUGCGAUAGCGGGCGCCUCGCACAACGCGUUCGCGCCGCGCCCCUCCGUCGCGUCCGCGCCCGCCUCGCCCUUUCUGCGCAACGUGCGCGACGUGCGCGAGCCGCGCGACGUGCGGGAGCUGCGCGACGUGCGCGAGCUGCGGGACCUGCGGGAGAUGCGCGACGUGCGGCGCGAGCGCUUCGGCUUCGAGCGCCGGGAGCUGCGCGCGCACGCCCUCGAGCAGCGCGCGCCCGACCCCCGCCACCACCACGUGGCGCAGCCGGACUACACGCAGGUAUCACCGGCAAAACUGGCGCUCCGUCGACACUUAUCACAAGAGAGGCUGGCGACGCCGGGCGCGCGCACCAUCGGUGACCUCGUUAACGGCGAGAUCGAGCGCACGCUGGAGAUAUCGAACCAGAGCAUCAUCAACGCCACCGUGAACAUGAGCGCGCGCUACCACGAGCCGCCGCACCAGCCGCUGGAGGGUCUGGCGGCGUGCCUGCAGGCGCGCGUGCUGGCGUCCGAGUACUGGCGCGGGCGUGCGGGCGGCGCGGCGCCGGAUGGCGAGGAGGGCCGCACGCCGUCCGCCGACCCGCACUCCAACUCCUCCACGCCGCUCGUCGACGAGUUCCACGACGCCGCCAGGCCGCCAGAAGGCGAGGGCGGCGAGGAGGUCGAGGAGAGCAAGUGGCAGGACCGGAUAGCGUUUCGCUUCGACCAGAUAAUAUCGUUCGCGUCCACCGCCAUGGAGGACAAGCGGCGGCGCUCGGACGAGGCGUGCAACACGUCGCCCGACUCGGGCAUCGGGCACGGCGAGGCGGCGCGCGCGGGCGAGGCGGCCGGGCCCGCGCCGCCCGCCGCCGCCGCGCGCUCGCCGUCGCCGCAGGCGGCGCACCACUUCAAGAAGCGCUUCUUCCGGCGCGAGCGCUGGGGCGCGUGGAGCGGCGCGCCGCCGCCCGCGCCCGUGGACUGGGAGCGCCCGCCGAUGUGACGCGCGCGCUUCUAGCGCUGCUCAGAGUGCCACUUCUCGCACCCGCGCCCAGCGCCGCCGACACUGCCGCCGGAUGUUGAUUAUUAUUGAUUUUGUUAUUUUUUUUUCGAAUAUAUAAUGUAAUUAUGUAUAUUAAUGAGUUUAUUUUACGUUUAAGGAUUGUAAUUAUUUAACAUUAGAGUUUACGGCGGGUCUCCAGGAUGUCGAUCGCGCCGCGACGGAUUUGUAUUUCAUGUGUUCAUUUAGCUGUUAGUGUUCGAAAUACAUGAUUCGGUAACUUAGGGGCGAUUCGUUCUCGUGUCGAGCGUACGUUCGAUGGAUGUUUGUUGUUUUUGUGUUUUUUUUUUGAUGUUUGAGUGUUCAGACUGAAUAAUGUCAAUCAUUUCUUUGAAAAGCCUAGCUCGUGUGAUGAAACGAAAAAUGUAAAUAUAAAAAAUUAGAAAAUUAAAUUUGGACAUAACCGCUGCCUUAAUGAUACAUUUCUGUUGUAACAAAAUAAUUUGUAUGUUGACAACUUUCAGCAAUAUAGUUAAUUGUAAUGUAAUUAAAUAAGCGUCGUACAGAUUGAUUUCUAUCGAAGUGUUCACUUAAUUAGUAAUAUGUGAUAAUUAAAUGAUUUGUAGUACUUGAAAACAACAUGGUACUUGUGAAUCACUAAAGACUUGAAGUAACUGUUAUUUAUUUUUUACAUAUAUUUUGGCAAAAAUGAUUGAUGAUUGAUUGAAUGAUUUCUAAUAUUUUUUAUUAAUAUAACCAACCAAAAGGUAGAGGCGCACAUUUCGAAUUCUAAUCUUUGUAAACCAAAACAGUUCUUCAUCUUCUUCUUCAGUCUUCCUUGACGUGUACAUAUCUACAUUUAUGAACAUGAAUUUUUUUUUAUUCUUUUAUUUAAUGACAUUGGAAUUUUGAUUACUUAUUAAUCAUCAAGUUCUAUCUAAUAACAAAUGUGACAUAUCUUUUGCAGCAAAUAAUGUAUUGAUAAGUUACUAAAUAUCACAUAAUAAAAAAAGAAAACUUUUGAAACAUAAAGGAAGGAUAUUUCCGUCAUCUAAUUUAUGUAUUUAUUACUAAUAUAAAUCCACAAAAUGGUUCAUUGAAAACUUUUGAUGAUUAGUUUAAUAUGGUGCAAUUUAUAAAUAAAAAAAUAAUCAUUUGAUGCAAUAAAUAUGAACUUUUGUUGAUUGCUCUAUGUUUAGACUGCAUUUUGGUGCAUACCAUUUUAUUUUAAAGCUUUGAAUAUAUCAAUAUCUUGUGUGCAAUAAAUGUUUACAUUUUACUAUAAUAUUAUAAAUGCGAAAGUACGUCUGUCACAUUUUCACGGUUAAACGGCUA